Oryza sativa Japonica Group (Japanese rice) is the source of this 1956-nucleotide messenger RNA. RefSeq lists its product as uncharacterized. The record is from RefSeq and is a predicted model, not a curated record. NCBI's taxonomy places the organism in Eukaryota, Viridiplantae, Streptophyta, Magnoliopsida, Poales, Poaceae.
CCGAUAAAAUAAGUUCAUUUAAGGUCCCUUCUCUGUUGCUGAGUUUGACAUUCUUAUGGAUCAAGAAAUUGGGUCUUGAGGAGAACCGUUUCUACAAGGGACCCACAUCAACGGCCGAUAAAAGCUGGCAAGCCGCAAGUCUAGCCUUUCCUCGUCGUCUUCCCGUCUCCUUGCCCGAAAUCCCAAAAUCCCCCAACCGCCCACCUCGCCAUCCACGACUAUCACCAUGGAUGUGUCUCCGGCGCCGCCAUGGGCGGAGCUCCCGGACGCCGUCCUGCUCGGCAUCGUCCGCCGCAUCCCAUGCGCGUUCGACCGCGCCCACGUGGGAGAAAUCUGCCGCUCAUGGCGCAGGACGCUGCUACAGAUCCCGCCACCGCGGCCGCUCCCGGGGAUCCUCCUCCUGACACCCCACGGGCCUACCCUGUCCUUCGUCGUCGCCGGCGACGCCUGGUGCACCCACCCCGCCUUCGUCCCCGAGGCCUUCCGCCGCGCGCGCUACUUCGGCUCGUACGACGACUCGUGGCUCUUCCUCGCCGUUGGCCAAGACAACGGCCACGCGCUCUUCAACCUCACCGACUCCCAGGAGGAGGAACUGCCCAACUGGGGCACCUUCCAACUCCACGACCGCGAGCUUGGGGCCGAGAUUCUCCUCGUCGCCGCCACCCUCUCGUCGAGUCCAAAUGUACACGGAUCCGUCGCCGGCGGCAUCCUCACGGCUGACCUUCCGCCCGCCAACUCCAUGGAGCACAUCGCGUUCUGGCGCACGGGUUCUGAUGUGAUGUCAAAGGCCAUCAGGGCAAGCGGGGUUGGGCCAUUGGAGGACGUCACAUACCACGACGAGGCCUUCCAUUUCCUCACCCUGGACGACAUCAUUGUCGUGUGCAGAGCGUCGAUGGCAGAGCCAGGGUCACCAGGCAAGAUCGUGGUCGUGGAUGAGGUGCAUGUGAGUAUCGAGCUGGGCAACAUCGCGCCACGCGAUGAACUCGGUUAUCGCGACCUGCGCAUCGUAGCCAGCUACCUCGUGGAGUCCCGCAAUGACCUGCUCAUGGUCGAGAAGCUAGCUCCCAACUUGCUGUCGCCGGCAUCGGCGUUCCGGGUGUUCCAGAUGAUCAAGGAGAGGUUACACGACGGCCAGGUUCGUUACUCAUGGGAGGAGCUGACGACCAAGCUGGAUGGCCGGAUGCUGUUCGUCGGACAAGGUUGCUCCAGAUCAUAUGAGGCGGCUAACUACCCCGGUUUGGACGCAGGCGUCUACUUCUUGGAUGAUCGGAGCACCCGCCACGACCCCAAGAUUCCAUUUCAAGAAGCCCGCGCACGGCGGUAUCUCUGCAGCGACAACGGGAAAUGGUCAGGAACACCUCCCCAGAUCAAGCUCUGCGUUCCGGAUCCAGGCCCAUCGAACCACUCUCCUCCCGUUUGGUUUUUCCCUUGAGACGACAGAUUUCUGACACCUUGUUACUCUGUCAUGCUUCAUCUGCACUGAGUUUUCUGUUUCUGCUUGCUGAGUUCGUUGGCUCUCCUCAUGUUGAUAGUUGCCUGAUUAGUCUCAUGUAGUUGUAUGUGUUUUGUUUCUGCUGGAGUAGAACUCCUACAGUGCACAAAUCGGCAAAUCACUUGCAGCAGAUCAGUGUGUAGUUCAGUUCCUGUACUUUACAUCCCUUCCACCAUUCUGGAACCUUUUCUGAUGAUAACCAUGAGCCCGUACAUCUUUGCAUUUUCAUUGAUAACUGAUGUCUUUUUUUGAACGGAACUGAUAACUGAUCUCUGAACAUCUGCAGUUGUGCAUGUUUGUGCUCGUUUUUGGGGUGGAUGGAGUUUUACUUAGCUUUUCUUGAAAUUGCAAUGAAUCUGACUUAGUUUUCUGUUGCACUCAUUCUGUAUGCUUUAGCUUUCUAAAAUUUAUUUAGUCUCAUGAGAGCUCUCUGAUAAGUAACUUUUUUUUUAUAGACUCUGAUA